AGUCUGAAGUUAUGAACGAAAAACGCCAGUAUGGUGGUGGUUCUGACUCCACUAGCUCCAGUAAGUCCGGUAGCUCCAGCCUAUAUUCGUUGAAUGUUGCCCAAAUGGGUGGUAUAGUUGGUG
This is a messenger RNA of Dentiscutata heterogama, 123 nucleotides long. The record is from the annotation of a GenBank genome assembly. NCBI's taxonomy places the organism in Eukaryota, Fungi, Glomeromycota, Glomeromycetes, Diversisporales, Gigasporaceae.